AUGGUGGAAGACUCAUCUGCAGAUCUGCGAAAUGAUAGCUCAGUAACAGAAUUCAUUAUUGUGGGGUUUCCCAGCACAAGAGAUGUAGAGGUCUCACUCUUCAUCCUUUUCAUAUCCAUGUACCUCCUCUCCGUCACAGGAAAUAUCAUUAUAAUUAUGACUCUUAAAAUGGACACACAGCUUCAUACCCCAAUGUACUUCUUUCUGGGAAACCUCUCUUUCCUGGAUGUGGGAUAUACCACAGUCACAGUCCCUAAGCUACUGUCUAUCCUCCUUACAGGAGUCAGAACAAUACCCUUUGCUGGCUGUUUGUUGCAAUCUUAUUUCUUUUUCUUCCUUGGUACUGCUGAGUGUUUCCUCCUUGCAGUGAUGGCCUAUGACAGAUACAUAGCCAUAUGUUACCCCCUCAGGUACUCAGUCAUCAUGAGCCAAAAGGUCUGUGUGCUACUGAUUAUUGGUUCUUGGAUAGGUGGUUGCAUCGCUCCUUUGGUGGCUGCCUUUUUGGUGAUUAGUUUGCCAUUUUGUGGCCCCAAUAUAGUUAACCAUUUCUUUUGUGAUAUCCCACCAUUGCUCAAGCUGGCAUGUGUGGACACAUCUAUAACACAGAAGGUGAUAUUCCUGCUUUCUGCCCUGGUUAUUCUAGGCACAUUCUUGUCUACUGUAGUCUCCUACCUGUAUAUUGUUAUCACCAUUUUAAGAAUUCCUUCUGCAGAAGGCCGGCAUAAAGCCAUCUCCACUUGUGCCUCCCACCUAACUGUGGUUUCACUCUAUUAUGGGACAGUGAUUUUCAUGUAUGUCAGUCCAACAACACGAUCUUCCUUCAACAUGAACAAAAUUGUAGCUGUUGUGUAUAGUGUGGUCACUCCAACAUUAAAUCCAAUGAUUUACAGUUUAAGGAAUCAGGAUAUGAAAAAGGCCUUAAAAAAAAUUCUCCUUAAGAGACGGACUCAUGGGAAAGAAUUUGAGUGGCCCAAGUAA
Molecule: messenger RNA, 978 nt
Organism: Alligator sinensis (Chinese alligator)
Lineage: Eukaryota; Metazoa; Chordata; Crocodylia; Alligatoridae
Product: olfactory receptor 6M1-like
Exons: 1
Coding region: 1-978 (325 amino acids)
Biological process (GO): G protein-coupled receptor signaling pathway
Cellular component (GO): membrane
Molecular function (GO): olfactory receptor activity; G protein-coupled receptor activity
Source: RefSeq, a predicted model, not a curated record